This is a messenger RNA of Macaca mulatta (Rhesus monkey), 990 nucleotides long. RefSeq names its product long intergenic non-protein coding RNA 2875. NCBI's taxonomy places the organism in Eukaryota, Metazoa, Chordata, Mammalia, Primates, Cercopithecidae. The record is from RefSeq and is a predicted model, not a curated record.
GCUCAAGCGCCCCAGCUCGAGGCCCCGACCCCCUAUUUCCCGAUUAUGGGACGGCCUCUUGAGGGACAGCCUCCACGAGCCCUGGAUUUACACCCCAAGCCUGCCUUCCUCCGCUCUGGGAAGGACCCAAAAUCCAGUCCCGCUUCCUCCCCCUCCGUCGCUGUCCUUGGCUCCCAGGUGCGGAGCACCGGUGGUCAGGCGGGAGCCAGCAAGAGGCCGAGCGCUCCAUGCUCGCAGGACUGGGCGGCAGCGGAGGGAGCCCCCGCGCUCUUGGGAGGGAGCCCGAGCUCCGGGCCCCCUGGGCACCCUCCCCGGAGCGCCUUCGGGGUGGAGGCUGGUCGCGGGGCGCUGAAUGUGUCCGAGCACGCUCGGGGCGGUUUUGCCCUUGGACUUUCUUUUUGGCCCGGAGGCGCAUAUCUGUUCCUCCUAUUGAAUGGGGCCGGGGACCCCGAACCCACUCCGGAAGCACGGAUUUCCAGAGCUGACGGCCGUGCCUCGUUUCCCGGCGAGUCCUCUUGGCAGCUCUAGCAGCUCCCCGCCGGGAGCACGAGUGGGAGCGAACCCAGAGCCCGCCCAGGCCUCGGGCCUCGGCAACUCCCCACAGGUCCACGAGAUGGCGCUGCAGGCCAGGGCCCUGGCCGCGGCCUCACAGCCCGCCUCGGGCGAGAGCGGGAGGUAGACUGGGGACCCGGGCAAGCCGGGCAUGGAGGAGCAGCCACCGACGCACGCAGAGCCGGGUCCGGAGCCCGGCACAGGCCGCCGAGGGACCGAGGGACUCCGGGGCUGCGGACACGCGGAGCGGAGGGCUUGAGGCUCGGGGUGGGGCCUUCUCCCCUGCUGCCGGGACCGCCGGGCAUCGCCAGCUCGGCGACCUUCCAGGCUGCUGCAGAUCCCGGCGUGUCCUCUUCUGCGCGCCGGCCGGGCUGGGCCCUCGCGUUCUCUCUGCCGGGAAGGAGCUGCCGGCCUCCGGCCUCCCAGGCUCCUCCGUAG